Didymella exigua CBS 183.55 is the source of this 414-nucleotide messenger RNA. Its product is annotated as endosulphine family protein. The transcript has 3 exons. Gene Ontology annotation, molecular function: protein phosphatase inhibitor activity. Lineage: Eukaryota; Fungi; Ascomycota; Dothideomycetes; Pleosporales; Didymellaceae. Gene Ontology annotation, cellular component: cytoplasm. Bases 1 to 414 code for a protein of 137 amino acids. The record is from RefSeq and is a predicted model, not a curated record.
AUGAACCCCCACCAGCAGAACAAAGUAGACAUUAGCAAAAUGUCGCCGGAGGAGGCCAAGCUCUUCCGUUUGUACGGAAAGCUGCCAAACAAGAAGGACCUGCUGCAGAACAAGCUCAAGGAGCGCAAGUACUUCGACAGCGGCGAUUACGCGCUCUCCAAGGCCGGCAAGGCUUCAGACGCCGGUGUCACCCAGGUCGGCCGCGAGCACCCCAACCCUGAGAAGAUCCCGCACAUGGCCCCGCCCACACCAGUCAAUGGUCAGGUGCCAACAAGCGGAGAUAUGAAGGCCGGCAGCCCAUCGAAGGAGGGUGGCACCUUCCUGCACCGCGAGACAAGCUUGAACCGCGAGACUUCAGCUUCCGAUUUCGCCGAGAACGCCGAGCCCCAGAACCAGCAGGCUGCUCAGGUCUAA